UGUGUUUAAAUGAUGGAAUUACAGCUGUUAAUGUCUAUUAUCAUUAUCAUGUUCAAGUCAAUUCAGUUUUCAAAGGGUUUCAAAUUAGAACCUAGUUAUGGUACACUAUAUCUGAAAUGCAGAAUAUCUUGGAGGCUGGACGUUUCUGUUCUGUAACUUAUACUUCAUAUGAUACUGCAUGUUGCUUCCUCAUAUCAAUGCGCAUGUUUGUAGUCACAGAGAAACAGGAAGCGGAGUGAGUAAAGGGUAAAACGGGAGCCGGGAUGAGCUCGUGCCAUUCAGUCGCGAGGAGUUGGCUGCGCAGCUGGAGUGAGUUUAUCUCCGCACUGCUGUCCUGAAAGGGAAGAGAGAUGAAUGAGGAAGCGCACGGUUCCUUUUGAGGAGGUGAGUGUCUAGAAAGUCUAACUUGACAUUUAUAACACGUUACUUUAGCCGUGUUUAAAGCUCAGAGAAAAACGUAAAGCAUCCUCUCACCUGUGCAGCUUGUAACUCAGUGUCACGUGUCACAGCUGCAAUAAAAAAAAAGAGAUAGCUAAACUUUACGAGUAAAACUUAGCUUGAUUCAACAUAAUGUGCUUCACUGUUAUCCUGUAUAGACAUGUUAGUAUGGAGGCAUGUGCAGAAAUGUGAUUGAAAGUGUACAUUUUGUCAUGUUAAUAAUGUAUAAUACAAUGAUGUUUUUGUUUUGAUGUGUGCCAGUGAUGUAUUUUUAACUCUGCCCUAUUGUAACAACUGUAUCAGGCAGUUGGUGUUUCCUCUACAGGUGUUCCUCACAUUAGCUGCAGACUGUAGUAUGGCCAUAGACUGUGUUUACGUACAUAAUGAUUUUUGAAAGGAUGUCAUGCUGCUUUAUUCGAGAUUAUUUGGCUAAAAAGUAGACUUUUUUUUAUACUUUACAACUGGAUACAUACCCUGUCCCAUUAACUUUAUUUUAAGAUCAUAGUGAUGUGUAAGAGGCAAUUGUUUUGCAGUUAUUUUAAUCUAAUUUACUGUGAAGGUCGGAUAUAUAUUUUUAGUUCAUGUCUCUGUUUGCCAGCUUGUUCUUCUCAUCUGCUUUGUGUAAAUACUUCACACUAGUUUCCUGUGUUUAAGGGCACAUGUGAUUUGGAUUAUGCAGUAAAUCAGUCCCAUUGCAAGCUUUACCACCUCAAGGAUGGAGGAUAUAGACGUGUGUCAUUAUGUCAGAAUAUGUAACACUUUUCUAAUGUUUUUAUGGUUUGAUGUGGAAUGUGUCCAGCCGGUCAAGGCUCAUAUGAUUGUAAUGUGCUGCAUAUAAUGAUAAUCACAUCAGAUCCUUGGACUGAGGCAUCGGGUUUAUUUCAGUUCAGUAAUGCUGAACAUUCAUGCUGCUGAAGUUUUCAUUUUGAAUGAGUAAACACUUCUGUUUCAACAGUGAACCAUUUUUCAGUAUGAUUUCAAAGUAAAAUAAGUAUAAAAACAAUACAUGUAAACAAAUCAUAGUUAGGAAUAAUGUAUUUCCUAAAGAGAGCACUUGAGGUUAUUUUGUGCAGUUCAGUUUUAGCCAAAAAAGUGCCUUUUAUUUUUUUAACCUCACUACAAGUUUGCCUCCAUCAAAUUUGCAUGGGUUUUUCCUAUAUGUUUCUUCUUUUGUGCAUGUUAUCACGUGCACAUUGCACAGAUGAGCCACAUUUUCCAAGAUUUCCAGAUGAUACUAACAAACAGGGAACAUUGAUUUAAAAUAACCCUAAAAAGCAGUAUACCAAAAUUGGGAAAGAAAUACUCCAUACAUGGGAUAUAGGAUGAUGCGUCUUUAUCACAUGAUGUGAAUCUGCAGUGAAAAAGCUAAUUCAAUUGUGAGUGACACCCGGUUUCCUGUUCUCCCCAAAGAGCUUUCAUCAGCCCAACUCAUUCUAUUAUGUUCCUGAUUUGUCAUAUAGAUAAAGAGGAACGUCAUGAGGGCCGCUGGGGCCACAAACUAAAAGGGUCCCGCUGAAAGUAUCCUGGCAACAAUUGUAUAAAGUGGUUGCGAUCCCUCAGGUCUGAUUUGGCACCUUGGUCUGGUUUUGUUGGUCCAUCUCGAUCCUGGGUUGGUGUCAGUUAUGGCCGACCAUCUUCCUCCUGCUCUGCUGGAGGCCUGUGUGGUGUUAGGAGCCUCUAGUGACAAACUCAGUGAGCUCUAUCAGGCCGUUGACAAUAAUGAAGCCCCAGACCUCCUCCUGUUGGAGCCCGAGGUUCUGCAUGUCCUGGCGCCUCCCUUCGUUUGCAGACCGCAAGAUGAGAGUGAUGCGUUGAGGUCACAAGGGACGAGGCGGCGGUCCUUUCUCAGGAAGAAGAGGGAACAUCCUUCAGCUGCAGCGACCCCCAGCCAAGCAAGUGGCAUAGGAGAGAGUGAGGAUGUCAGUGUACCGAAAGACAUCGACCUCAUGGCUUUACCCCAACUCUGCUUCCCGGGUGGGCUCCAAGUAACUAAUGAGCAGAAAGACGAACAAUUCCACUUCCUGGUUUUCACUGAUGUCUUUGGCAACAAGACCCAUGGAGUAGUAAUGCACUGUUACCGACCAAUACUGGAAGGGACGUCUAUCUUCCAGAACGGAGCUGGGUCCUCUAAGUUUUCUAAACUUUUCUCUGCCUACGGCAUCUGUAUCAUAUCCAAAUAUCCUUACUUUACUGCAAUCAAAGACUGUCUGUCAUGUCUGUUAAUCCAGCUGAGAACUUGUCGUUUAUCUGACAUGGAGGAGAGAGUGAAGGAGUUUGCAGCCAAACUUUCCCUGGUGCCCAUUCCCCCUCCUGGACAACUACAUUUGAUGUUUACCUUGCGUCCUUUGACCAUUGUAUUACCAUCCAGAGAAAACAAAGACCACCCAGCUAUAGAUUUAGACCUCCAUCUGCCUUUCUUCUGCUUCAGGCCACAGCAACUGCUACAGGUGCUCUCUUGUCUCCUGCAGGAGCAGCGGGUGGUGUUAUUUUCUGCUGAUUGGGCAAGACUCACGCUGGUGGCAGAGAGCUUCUUGCUUUUCCUACAGCCUCUGUUGUGGCAGCAGCCAUACGUUCCUGUCCUGGCCAGAGGCAUGCUGGACUUCCUCAUGGCUCCUACUGCCUUCCUUAUGGGCUGCCACCUCAGCCACUUCGAAGAGGUUGCUGCUGAAACAGAUCAUCUGAUCCUAAUCAACAUUGACAACGGCAGUGUCUCCACUUCUUGUUCUGAGACUCUGGACCUCCCGGAGAUUCCCCCGGCCGCUGCAGACUGCUUCACACAGAGGUGUCAGGCCCUGCAGAUACAUUUUGACCUGCAUCAGUGCAACCAUGCAAGCUGUUCUGACAUCAGUGAGCAGCGCGCUCGGAGGAGAGCGUGGCAACACAACCUCAACCACGACAUCCAGAGGAUCGCACUGGAACUGAUGGUCAACAUAUUCAGGGAUGUUAGCGGUCAUCUGAACUAUGAACAUCGAGUGUUUAACAGUCAAGAGUUCCUGAAAACUAGAGAGCCAGCUGAACAGCUGUUUUACAAAACGGUGUUGGAUACAUACAUCUUCCAUUCCUUCCUUAAGGAUCGUCUCAACAGGAAAAUUGACAACUUUGCUCGAAUGGAACUCAUCACUCGUUCUGAGAUGCAGCGGGUGAAAGCUAUGGUUGAGGCGCCACGCAGACCCACCAUGCAGGAGGUUCAAGCCCGUAGAAGAAGUUCUAUUGCAGGGAGUAAGCUGAGUAAGAGACUGGGGAUGAGCCUCCCUAACCUGGGAGACGACCAAACAUUCAGCUUUCAAAGAAACUCACUACUGAGCAGGAUCAGCAUCCCUGACGCAGUGCUGAGAACUCCUCCUAAACCAACAAAGGUGUUUAAGCUCCCAGAUUUCCCAGCCUCUCUGUCCUUCCACUCUGUCCAAGUUUAUUACAGUGAGCUGAUCCAGCAGCUUGGCAAAGCCAUCUUCUCUGUACAAAAUGAGAACUCUUCCCUGCUGGCAAGAUUCUACUACCUGCGUGGUUUCAUUAACACGCUGUACGGGCGGCGGCUGGAGGCUCUGGGUGAUUUCCAGAACCUCUACAGGACAGACACCGCCAUCUUCCCCACACAGCUGGUCACAUGGCUUGUGGACUCGCUGCACCGAGACGAGAGGCAGCAAGCUGACAGGCGGCCUGAACUCAAGAGACUAAUCCUUAAGGUGAAGACAGACAGUGAGAAGCUGUUGGUGCAGCCUGAUGAACACGUCAAGAAGUUUAAGCUUCCCCUACAAACUCUGCAUCUGGAGGAGUUUGUGCGUUGCAUUCAAGAGUGCGGGAUUGUUAAAGAUGUAGCAACUAUACACCGAUUAUUUGAUGCACUCAGUGAUGGCGAGCCAAAGCGGGUGGAGCCGGAUCUGUUCAAAGUCUUUUACAACUUCUGGAAGGAGAUGGAGGGCCAGGCACAAGACGUUGACUUGCCCUCUGAGGUCAUAGACCAUCUUGACAAUAGCGAGUGUGUCUACAAGUUGUCGUCGUGUAUCAAGACCUCCCAUGGCGUUGGUAAAAUUGCCAUGACUCAGAAACGUCUCUUCUUGCUGUCUGUGGGACGACUAGGAUUCCUGGAAAUAGCAAAGUUCAGAGACAUAGAGGAUGUGAAGAUUUCAUCAGCUCCGUUUCUACUUGUUCGCAUUCCUUCCCUCCGUAUUAAGACCUCUGGUAAGCUAGAGGUGUUUGAGGCCAAUCUAAAGACGGAGACCGAACUCUGGAACCUCAUGGUGAAAGAGAUGUGGGCCGGACGCAGGAUGGCCGACCAGCACAAGGACCCUCAGUACAUGACUCAGGCUCUGACCAAUGUCCUGUUAAUAGACGCUGUCAUGGGCUGCCUGCAGACACCGAGGUCCAUUAUUGCUGCCUCAAAGCUGGCCUACUUCGAUAAGAUCAAAUAUGAAGUGCCCAUGAUGGUCCCUAAAACUACCUCAGAGACCCUCAAACACAAGAUCAACCCCUCACUGGACCUGGCCGAACCACAGACUGUUCAUGUGCUGCUUUAUACACCAGGUCAGUUGACUUGCAAUGACUCAGCGGCUGAGAUGAACCCCAAACUGUGGGUGGCUCUCAGUGGGGGCAGAGUGGUGGUGUUUGAUGCAGCUAGCUGGUCCAUGCUGCAGGACUGCAUCCAGGUCGGAGAGACGCAGCUGAACUGCAUGUUGGGAUUGGUCCAGGAGCAGGUGUGGAUUGGCUCUCAGGACUCUGUGAUCUACAUAAUUGACACUCACAGCAUGUCCUGCAACAAACAGCUGACUGAGCACAGACAUGAAGUGACUGGACUGACGGUGGACCACAGAGAUGUUCAGAUGUACUCCUGCAGCAGUGAUGGGACGGUCCUGCAGUGGGACUCAGCCAGUCUCAAAGUGAAGCGACAGAUACACGUCAGCUGCGACCGUCUGUCCUCCAUACAGAUCUAUGAUGGCACAUUGUGGUGCUGUUGUGACGACAGCAUUGUGGAACUGAAAAAGAGUGGGACACCACAAAGAAGAAUGGCACUUCCUGACGACUUACUGAGCAUGCCCAGUAUCUUCAGCAGCUUCAUCCUCAUCCCAGAGCGAGGUCAGUUGUGGACGGGCUGUUCAGACUCAGGCGAGCUGAUUCUCUGGCACACUAACAACCACAGACGUCCAUUCAAGAGAAUCUCCCUGCCAGGCUGUUCAGGAGUCACCUGUAUGAUUCAAGUCAAGGACCAGAUAUGGGUGGGCUGUCGUGCCUGGAGCGGUAUCGGGGGUCAGUGUGAGGAUCAACUGAGAAGUCAGGUGUUGGUGAUGGACGCUGAGAGCCAUACUGUGGCGAAGGAGCUGCAGGCCCACUCAGACAGCAUCCAGACGCUCUGCUCUGCUGAGGACCGCUACGUCCUGAGCGGCUCCGCACGACGCGACGGCAAGAUAGCCAUCUGGAAAGUCGAGUAAAAGCAGAGAGUGGGAGAGGAAAGAGGAACACAUGUAAGGAGUGAGCACUUGCACAACAUUAGGUUAAUGUGCCCACCCAGAUAUUAGAAUUCCAGAAAGUGUUGAAGACUCUUACAGACCAGAGCAUCCUGUGGGUGUCGUAGAGCAAGUGUAUAGACAGGGUACAAUGGUGAAGAGAGAUCAUUACAAAUGAAUAGAGGUGCAGAGAAAAGUGAUUCUCUUAGUUUAGCUGGAAUAUCAUUUUUUAGCCAUAUUUAAAUGGUAAUUACAUUACACGCUGGUAAUUAAAAUACAAAAAUGUGUGAAUGCAGAAGAGAGCUGUUAAACAUAUAUUUUGUGGUUGUCAUUAAGAUGUUGUUUCUUACACUGGGCUAUGAAGAGCAGAUCUUCAUCUUCUUUGAAACAAACCUUCAAUGAAAUGUGAAAAAGGUCAAUUUUAUGAAUAAGUAUGUUGUUUUAAAAGCUUCAUUUUGUCUGCAUGUCAAAAGCAGGAAUAUUUAAAUGCUUUAAUGAUUAUUAUUCAUGUUUCUUAACCAAUAAUAUAAUAAAUAACAUUCCAGGUAUUA
Messenger RNA from Gymnodraco acuticeps, 6427 nucleotides. RefSeq names its product DENN domain-containing protein 3-like. Bases 2061 to 5861 code for a protein of 1266 amino acids. Lineage: Eukaryota; Metazoa; Chordata; Actinopteri; Perciformes; Bathydraconidae. Gene Ontology annotation, molecular function: protein binding. The transcript is spliced from 27 exons. Gene Ontology annotation, cellular component: cytoplasmic vesicle. Gene Ontology annotation, biological process: regulation of Rab protein signal transduction. The record is from RefSeq and is a predicted model, not a curated record.